This is a messenger RNA of Pelobates fuscus (common spadefoot toad), 1365 nucleotides long. It is a transcript of the gene AKT1S1, whose product is annotated as AKT1 substrate 1. The coding region runs from base 297 to 1118 and encodes 273 amino acids. Gene Ontology annotation, biological process: negative regulation of TOR signaling; neurotrophin TRK receptor signaling pathway; negative regulation of protein kinase activity. Gene Ontology annotation, cellular component: cytoplasm. The transcript is spliced from 5 exons. The record is from RefSeq and is a predicted model, not a curated record. NCBI's taxonomy places the organism in Eukaryota, Metazoa, Chordata, Amphibia, Anura, Pelobatidae.
UUUUUUUUAUCAGCACUUCUCUACACCGUACACUCCUUACAGUUGUUUUGCCUGUUUGUUACGUCUACUGGUUAUAUUAUCAGGCCAGGGCCGCUCGCACUGUAAGAGAAACAUCCUCUUGCAGCGGCAGUAGUUUGAAGAGGCAGCCGCCGCCAUCUUUGAGAAGGGCGAAUGGAGAGCUGAGCAGAGCAGAGUAGUCGGCUGGAUGGACGUCUUGACAGUUUAAUUUGAGCCCCUGUCCUGCCCCCCCUCCUCCCCGGUGUUUUUAAUUAGCGGUAAUCAAACACCUUACCACCAUGACUGAUAUGACUGACAAUCACAGGGAGGCCUGGGAAAACCUGAUCACUGCCGCUGACCGCUAUCGCAGACAGACUGGAAAUGACAUUGUGUUUAUCACUGCCUACAAACCCAAGUCUGUACCCUCCUAUGCAUACACUGUUCAUGGCAGUGGCAUACUGUUGGAAGCCACCCAAAGAUAUCUUGAUGACAUUGCCGUAGUGCACAAGACCACUGUUUUUACCAGCCCUGUGCCCAUUCUUAAAGGCAAGGAACCACCAGUGGCAAAGCAGAACUCUUACUCAAAGAGUUACCCCUCAAUUUAUGGAAAAGAGGACUUCUCAAUUGAGGAUAGUAACUUUGCGAGACCAAUGCCCACAAAUCCAAUGCCUGACCAAAUGCCAAACGUGGGAGCAAGGGCCGACGAGGACUACAACCAUUCAAGCAAUCUACAAAAGGCGCCGGAGCAUGUUCCCAGUGCCUCAACAGGACUUUUUAUGAUGGAUGAAGACUCAAACAGCCAAGACUGUGAACCAUUCUUUGAAUCUGACCCAGAGAGUCAAGAAGAUGGGAGCCUGACUGAGGACCCGGGGCCUUUCCAGCGCAAUGUUCAGCAGUAUGCAAAAUCUCUCCCGGUCACUGUGCCUGUCUGGGGAUUUAAAGAAAAGCAUAAUGAAAACAAAUCUUCUGAUGAGGAGAGCAGCAGGCUCCCUUCUCCAGACCUUGACCGUAUUGCCGCUAGCAUGCGUGCUCUGGCUCAUGACAAUACGCAGCCAUUCGGGGACCUUCCUCGCCCUCGACUGAACACCGGUGACUUUCACGUUAACUACCGGAAGUAUUAAAUCACUGGUAGUCAAUGCUGCCCACUGAUUUGAACACUAAAAGUUCCUCUCGCUGAAAUUGGAUCCACUGAAGCUGCCCCUCUGCAACUGGAAGGGACUCAUUCUACUGUGGUUUAAAUGCCUUUUUAGAGCCUUUUUUAAUUUUACCCCCUGUCAUUGUCUCAGGCUUUGACAAAAUUCCCCUCAAUUGAUUAUGUACAAUUUCUUACCCUUUUUUAAUUCGACCUCAAUAAAAGAGGAAUUCAUA